This is a messenger RNA of Momordica charantia (bitter melon), 1486 nucleotides long. RefSeq lists its product as uncharacterized. The record is from RefSeq and is a predicted model, not a curated record. Lineage: Eukaryota; Viridiplantae; Streptophyta; Magnoliopsida; Cucurbitales; Cucurbitaceae.
GACUCUUUUCUCUUCUAUUCUUUAAAAUAUUCUCUGCGCUCUCCCAAUUCCUCGGCGAUUUUUACCUCUACUGGCAUUUUCACCGACCGAAAUCGUCAGAGCCGCCGAUUUCACUUCCGAGCGCUGCCGAUUAAGUCGCCGAUUCCCUCUCUCUCUCUCUGCCACACCUGGUUCGAAUCUGCAGCCAGGAUAUUGUGGAUUAUUCCUAUUCGUUAUCUGAGGAUUUGGAUCCCUGGCGAGUUUCAGAAAAAGUGGAAGUUAUUUCUUAUCGAGUUUCGUGAAGAUUAGAAUAACGGCGGAAGAUUCUCUUUAUGUGGUCCGCCAAACUGCAGAUUAGUAGCAAGAAAUUUCAACAUCGGAGAUUGAUUUACCAUCAGGGGAACUCUCUUAGGAGCUGCUAGAUGAGCUCAACUGAUGUUACUGGCAGUAGAAGGGGGAGGGUUCUUUUCUUCUUCAGUUUCUGGUUGUAGCAGUAGUCUGACCCUUCUUCUCUUGGGUCAGAAGAGCGAAGAUAAACCCAUGAGAGUUUUGCCAUUGUUGGUUGAUCGAGAGCCUGAUCUUAACAUUCAGCUGGCUUCAACAAAGACGUGGAUUUCCUGGAGGUGCGCCUCCCCCUCCUUUCGCUGCUUUCGUCAGAAUCCUGCAGUGACAAAUUCAUCUCCUCUAAAGAAAGCGGCCACUACACAGCGUCAAGACAGUUUAAGAGCAUCUCCUCGUUCUGAUAAUGGCAAGAACAAUCACGUUCCCAGUUCAGAUGAUGAUAAUCUUGCAAGAAAGAUGGUGCUUAAAAGUAGCUUGAAAAAGGCAUCAGAUGCUCCUAUAGUUUCUGUUCCGAAUGCUGAUGGAAAUGAAGCAUUGGGAGGAAAGGGUAGCUGUGAUCCUAGUCAUGUAGAAAGAAGGAAAGUUCAGUGGACAGAUACUUGUGGAAGCGAGCUUGCUGAAGUCAAAGAAUUUGAACCAAGCGAAAUAAACGCAUCUGACGAUGAACAUGACAUUGGGAAAAGAAGGUGUUUAUGCGCCAUCAUGUAAUUCAAAAUCCUUUUUUUUUUCCAUUUUGAGGAGUUGUGCUCACGAUCCUCAAAGAUCUGCCGACUUGGAUCAAAUCAACUUGUUCGCUCAAGAAUUUUUCAUGGCAGAGGAAGCUGUGUCAGCAAUUUUAGACAGGCAGAAACCAGCUCCAGGAAUUCUGUUGGUCCCCUCCCCAUGUUCUUCAGAGUGAUCAAUUUAUCCGUGGUAGUGCUGGUUUCAGUAAGUUUUUUUUUUCUUCACAUGGAUGGCCUCCACUUUUUAGCACUUUUUUGUUGCUUUUUCACUGUAUCAGUCCCUUUUUUUAUUUGUUACUAUAUAUAAACUGUGUUCCUUCUGUGGUUUUCCUCCCUGUAUGAACAAUUUUUUGGGAUAUUUUCUGUUUAGUAUUUAGAAGGAAGCUUUUGAUAAUUUGAUAAGGCUUUUGUUGGUUGGUAUUAAAAAAAAAGAUUAAUGUUGC